Molecule: messenger RNA, 1804 nt
Organism: Bradysia coprophila
Lineage: Eukaryota; Metazoa; Arthropoda; Insecta; Diptera; Sciaridae
Product: facilitated trehalose transporter Tret1-like
Biological process (GO): carbohydrate transport; transmembrane transport
Cellular component (GO): membrane
Molecular function (GO): sugar transmembrane transporter activity
Source: RefSeq, a predicted model, not a curated record
GUUCGAGAUAUUCUUCACCAUCAGACAGUUCGCUAACUCUUCAAGAAAUUGUGUAACGCACUCACAGCGGAAAACUUUGGUUCAAAAUCGACGAAUAAAUCAAUCGUUUAUUGAUAGUUGCGUUGAAUUAUUCGCGAUAUUGAAUAAUGCGACCGGGAGGCAACGACUGUUAUAACUCAAGUGUAUGAGUGUGAUGAAUAAAAAAUCUGGUGUUCUUGUGGAAAUUCAAUUUUAAAUUUAUGAGUGUACAGUGCAACCUUCAACCUUUCGCGGACAAAUUAAAUCAGAGCGAUCGCAUUAGCUAAAUUUAACCAAAAUUUAUAAAAUAAAUAAUCGAUUCAUCGCCUAGUUAUCAAUAAUACUCUAAAAUGUUUUCAAGAGAUGUUCGAAACCAGUUCCUAGCUACAGUGACCGUCAACAUUCUACAAAUCGGAUUCGGAGCUGUAUUAGGAUGGCCGUCUGCCAGUCUAUUAGUUCUCGAGGCUGAAGACUCGCCACUGCCAUCUGGACCAUUAACUGUAGCCGAAAAGUCAUGGGUCAGUGCGCUCAUGUACCUUGGCGGUUCGCUUGGUUGCAUAUUUUUUGGUUGGGCGUCGAAUAGAUAUGGACGUAAAUAUCCUCUGAUGGGAGCAGCUUUACCGCAAUUGGUCGGUUGGCUGCUCAUUAUUUAUGCACAAAAUCCUUACUACCUCUACAUUUCGCGAUUCAUGUCUGGAUUUUCGGGUAGUGCCAACUAUGUAAUAUUGCCCGUAUUUGUUGCAGAAAUUGCCGACACUAAAGUUCGUGGUACCCUAGGAUCCCUUUUCAUAUUAUGUGUUAAUAUUGGAAUACUUUUGGCAUUUGUGCUGGGACACGUUUGUUCAUACGUUAUGAUGCCGAUUAUUCUGUCAGUCGUGCCGGUAGUAUUCUUUGUCGGCAUGUGUUUCUUUCCGGAAUCACCACAAUAUCUCAUGCAAAGUGGGCAAGAGACGGAAGCUAAGAAAUCGUAUUGCUUUUAUCGAAACAUUGAGCCUCAACAGAACCAUGAAAUGGACUUACUUCAUAACGAGCUGGAUAAGUUCAAACCAGUUAUUGUCUCAAAAGACGAUAAAUCAAAUUACAAAUCUACGUGGAGUGCAUUCAAUACUCCCGUAGCCAGAAAGGCUAUAUUUUUGGGUGUAGCACUUCUAGCUUUAAAACAGUUCACUGGUAACACGACUAUGUUAAAUUAUGCCGGAGAGAUAUUUAAAGUGUCUGGUUCCCAUCUCGGACCAAAUAUGUCAGCUAUAAUUAUUGGAAUCAUUCAAUUGGUCGGAACAUUUACGCCUACACUUCUUGUUGAUAGAGCCGGACGCAAAGUGUUGCUGGUAGUGUCAUCUGGUCUAACCGGUAUUGGACUGGUUUGCUUAGGCGUUUAUAUGUGUUUGCAGUCGAAAGGAUAUGAUCUCACUGGCCUAGGCCUAAUUCCUCUAAUAAGCUUUUCAGUGGUAUUAUUCGCACAGUCUUGUGGUGUCGUCCCACUUCCGUUUGUUGUUAUAUCCGAAAUAUUACCUCGAGAGGCUAAAGCUAUUGGCUCAACGAUCUGUAUGGUAGUGUUAUGGGGAUUUGCGUUUAUUAUGGUCAAAGCUUUCCCCAUCAUUGCCGCUACAGUCGGUAUGUAUGGAUGCUGGUUUUUAUUCGCAGCAGUCGCUUUUGGUGGAGUCGUAUUCGUUUUGGCAGUAUUGCCGGAAACCAAAGGCAAGAGUUUCGAUGAAAUUAUGGAAAUUAUGAAAGGAUAAAGUGAAUGAAAAUGUUGAUCAACUUCGAAUAAAUUUAAUUCCAACAA